Molecule: messenger RNA, 725 nt
Organism: Corticium candelabrum
Lineage: Eukaryota; Metazoa; Porifera; Homoscleromorpha; Homosclerophorida; Plakinidae
Product: ankyrin repeat and death domain-containing protein 1A-like
Exons: 8
Coding region: 66-725 (219 amino acids)
Biological process (GO): protein localization to ciliary inversin compartment
Cellular component (GO): ciliary inversin compartment
Molecular function (GO): protein binding
Source: RefSeq, a predicted model, not a curated record
UUGAGCUUUUGGUGUGUAGAGGGGCAGAUGUGAACAGAACUAAUAAAUGGGGUAGAACUGCUCUAAUGUAUGCAGCACGGCAGGGUGAUGAUAAAAUCGUUGAUAUUUUAUUAACAGAAAAAGUGGAUGUUGAACAGAAGAAUGUGUAUGGUAGGACUGCAUUUGAUUAUGCUAUGAUGGAAGGUCACAUGUCAACAGCUGGUCGGUUGGUGUUGGCAAGUAAAAGAGUUGAAGAUCUUACAGUUGAGACUCUUCCUCUCGUGUUCCAUUGGGCAUGUAAGAACAAGAGAGUUGAUGUUGCAAGAAAUAUUGUGGAACAUCACGGAACAGAAUGGAAGGACAACUAUGGUCGUGAUGCAUUGGAUAUUGUGGCUGUUUAUGACAACGUGGACAUUGCUGACAUCAUCCUGAAGAGAAGACUGCCAGACGACAAUGAUGUGGAAACGACUGUUUCUAUGUCAAUGGAAGAUGUUGCAGUCAAGACUCGAUGUGUCGUGUUACACUGGGCACACAAGAACAGUAGAGUGGAUGUGAUAAGAAAGAUUGUAGAGCAGGGAACAGAAGUGAAGGACGACUUUGGACGAACUUUACUUCACUAUGCUGCUGAUCAUGGCAACUGUGAUGUGGUUGAUGUUCUCUUGAGCAAGAAGGCAGAUGCUGAUGCUUCAGACAAGGUAAGUGUAGCAACAUUCAAAUAUUCUACAGAAAUAUUCUACACCAAAUGA